Venustampulla echinocandica is the source of this 2259-nucleotide messenger RNA. RefSeq names its product putative RAS GTPase-activating protein sar1. Gene Ontology annotation, cellular component: cell cortex. NCBI's taxonomy places the organism in Eukaryota, Fungi, Ascomycota, Leotiomycetes, Helotiales, Pleuroascaceae. Gene Ontology annotation, biological process: regulation of GTPase activity; regulation of actin cytoskeleton organization. Gene Ontology annotation, molecular function: protein binding; GTPase activator activity. The record is from RefSeq and is a predicted model, not a curated record. Bases 1 to 2259 code for a protein of 752 amino acids. The transcript is spliced from 5 exons.
AUGUCUUCCCACGAUGGAGCCAGGUCCGUCCGACAGUCUAAGCGGUACUCCAUGACCACGCUGUACCUGUCUAUGUCUGCGAACGAGAAGGAUUUGGAAAUUGAAGAUGAUCUUGCUAAAGCCCAGAAAAUACUGCGGGACCUAAAGUCGAAGAUUUCGUCUCAGUCGAAGAAGAAUUUUGUGUUGGAGAAGGACGUUAGAUAUCUCGACUCGCGGAUCGCCCUAUUAAUUCAGAAUCGGAUGGCAUUAGAAGAACAAAAUGAGGUUGCGAGCCAUCUAGAAGAUGCGUCAGACCUACAAGAGGGUUUCUUCCCGAACGACGAAAAGACGCAGAAAUACGGGAAUCUCCUCUUCCUUCUGCAGUCCGAGCCUCGACACAUCGCCCAUCUCUGCCGUCUCGUCACAAUGGCUGAGAUUGAUUCUUUGCUCCAAACCGUCAUGUUCACGAUUUAUGGAAAUCAAUAUGAGAGCCGUGAAGAGCAUUUGCUGCUAACUAUGUUCCAGUCUGUCCUCACGUACCAAUUCGACAAUACCCCCGAAUACUCCUCCCUUCUCCGUGCGAAUACCCCCGUAUCUCGAAUGAUGACAACAUAUACACGAAGAGGUCCCGGGCAGAGUUACCUAAAAACGGUGCUGGCUGAUCGGAUCAACGGGCUGAUCGAGUUGAAGGAUCUUGAUCUCGAGAUCAAUCCAUUGAAGGUGUACGAGCGGAUGAUCCAGCAAAUCGAAGAAGACACCGGAAGCCUCCCGGCAUCGUUACCGAGGGGAGUGGUGGCAGAGCAGGCCGCAGAGAAUGCACAGGUCCAGGCCAUUAUCGAGCCUCGAUUAACGAUGCUGAUGGAGAUAGCGAACGGCUUCUUGACCACAAUUAUUGAAGGCCUGGAAGAAACUCCCUACGGUAUCAGAUGGAUAUGCAAACAAAUUCGAAGUCUCACAAAGCGUAAAUACCCCGAUGCCAACGAUCAAGUUAUCUGCACCCUCAUUGGAGGGUUUUUCUUCCUCCGCUUCAUCAACCCAGCAAUUGUCACACCAAAGUCCUAUAUGCUUAUCGACGGAACUCCCGCUGAGCGGCCGAGACGGACCCUAACUCUAAUCGCAAAGAUGUUGCAGAACCUGGCGAACAAGCCAGCUUAUGCCAAGGAACCUUAUAUGGCCAAAUUGCAACCUUUCAUUCAGCACAACAAGGAGCGUGUCAAUAAAUUUAUGCUCGACUUAUGUGAGGUUCAGGACUUCUACGAGAGUUUAGAAAUGGACAACUAUGUUGCGUUGUCGAAGAAGGAUUUAGAGCUUUCAAUCACACUGAACGAGGUCUAUGCGACGCAUUCCUUGCUCGAGAAGCACAGCGCUGAGCUCAACAGAGACGAGAAUUCUCAUCUCGCCGUCAUCUUGGGUGAUCUAGGGCCGGCCCCAGCGCAGCUACCCCGAAAAGAGAAUAGAUCCAUCAACCUACCCCUCUUUAGCAAGUGGGAGACGGCAAUUGACGACCUGACUGCCGCCUUGGAUAUCACACAGGAGGAGGUCUAUUUCAUGGAGGCCAAAUCCACAUUCGUACAAAUUAUGCGGUCCUUGCCUAGCAAUAGUGCCGUUGCCCGAAGACCCCUGCGGCUUGAGCGCGUCGCAGACGCUGCUGCAACAUCCCGCAACGAUGCGGUGAUGGUGCGGAAGGGCAUCCGCGCUAUGGAGUUACUCAGUCAAUUACAGGAGCUCCAGGUCAUUGAUAAAUCUGAUGGAUUUAGUCUCCUCCGGGAUGAAGUUGAGCAGGAGUUGCAACAUCUCGGCUCUUUGAAAGACGGCGUGCUUCUCGAGUCGCAAAAGCUUCAGGAGGUUUUCAAUACGAUUCGUGAUCACAAUUCGUACCUCGUUGGGCAACUUGAGACUUACAAGAGCUAUCUUCACAAUGUUCGAAGCCAGAGCGAAGGCACCAAACGGAAACAGCAGAAGCAUCAAGUUCUGGGACCGUACAAGUUCACGCAUCAACAAUUGGAGAAGGAAGGUGUCAUUCAGAAGAGCAAUGUCCCUGACAACCGAAGAGCGAAUAUUUAUUUCAACUUCACUAGUCCAUUGCCUGGUACAUUCGUUAUUUCGCUCCAUUAUAAAGGUCGCAAUCGUGGACUUUUAGAACUUGAUCUCAAGCUAGACGAUCUCCUCGAGAUGCAAAAGGAUAACCAGGAAGAUCUCGAUCUUGAGUAUGUCCAAUUCAACGUGCCGAAGGUGCUCGCUCUCCUAAAUAAACGUUUCGCAAGGAAGAAGGGUUGGUAA